AUGUUCACCAAAUCAUGGGCGUCGUUAGCACUACUUUUGAUCGUGCAGACAAUAGGAUUAGGUCUGUUUGCUAAAGGAUUCUUUCCAUACAAAACAAACUUGUCUGGAUUUGCUAGUCCGGAUGACGUCCCCCCAUUGCCAGAACAUGGAAAUGCGACACCAAAACCAUCAUUUGAUAGACUCGUCUUUAUGCUGAUAGAUGCAUUGAGGAGUGAUUUCGUGUUUGGGGAAAGCUCAGAGAUGAAAUUUGUACAAAGCCUGAUCACAAAUCGUCAUGCAAUUCCAUUUACUGCACUGGCCACAGCUCCCACUGUCACACUACCACGUAUCAAGGCGCUUACAACAGGCACCGUACCCAACUUUCUUGAUGCAAUAUUGAAUAUUGCCGAAUCGGAUACUUCUACCUCGCUCGCGUAUCAAGACAACUGGCUUGUUCAAUUUAAAAAUUCGGCCAACAAGUCUAUAUCAUUUUUUGGUGACGAUACUUGGAUAAAAUUGUUCCCUGGAAUAUUUGACAGAAUUGACGGAACGACAUCGUUUUUUGUUUCGGAUACUGUUGAAGUCGAUUUGAACGUGACCAGAAAUGUCAUACCUCAGCUGGCAAGAAAUGACUGGGACGUGUUGAUAUUUCACUAUCUUGGCCUAGAUCAUGUUGGUCAUUUGGCUGGACCAUGUAGUCCAUUAAUGACACCCAAACAGCAGGAAAUGGAUAAAGUUGUCAAAGUCAUUUAUGACACGAUUACAGAGCAAGAUAAAGAAAGGAAGCGAUUGAACACUAAUGCCAAGCCCACGCUAUUUAUUCUUGGUGGAGAUCAUGGAAUGAACGAGGCAGGAAAUCACGGUGGUUCAUCCGCAGGAGAAAUUACAACUGCUCUCGUCUUUAUGAGUUCGGAAUACGGCUUGUUUAAAGCAGUACCUCCAACCUUUACAAUCCCACAUAACGUACCGUAUUUUCAAUAUUACCGAGUUGUAAAUCAAGUGGAUCUAGUUCCUACACUUUCUUAUUUAUUUGGGAUUCCAAUACCCAAGAACAGUCUCGGUCAAAUGUUGUUGGAUGUUUUAAGUGAUCAUGAUGUAUUCGAUCAGCUGCGAGCACUCCAACUGAACGCUCAUCAGAUUGCAGGAAUUUUGACAUCGAAUUGGGUUUCGUUUAAUAGACUUCCCGACGCGACUGUAGAGACUACAUUAGACUCUAACUUGCAUUGUGCUCGAGAAGAAAAUGAUCGGGAUAUACUUCAGUGUUUGUAUAAAGUUGCCUAUUACUACCAUGCGUUGGCU
Messenger RNA from Paraglomus occultum, 1278 nucleotides. NCBI's taxonomy places the organism in Eukaryota, Fungi, Glomeromycota, Glomeromycetes, Paraglomerales, Paraglomeraceae. The record is from the annotation of a GenBank genome assembly.